GCCGGCGGGCGCCCUGGCCCAGGGCCGCGGGUGCGGGAGCCCGGCGAGGUCGAGCUGGGCGGCGGCGGGGGCCGCGCCGAGGGAGGAGGGGAAGGCGGAGGCGCGGGGAGCGUGUUUGGGGCGCCGCGGCGGGGAGGGUGGCGGCCGCUGGUGCGCGCGGGGCGCUGUGUGUGCGCGCUCCCCCGCUCGGGGAGGAAGAUGGCCCAAAAGGGAAAGUUGGGGUGACGCGCGCGGUCCCCGGAGGCUCGGCGGGGGGCACCGCGGCCAGCCCGACGGAGCGGCGGACACACAGGCCGGGGGGCGCGCAGUCCGGGCGCCGCCGCGGCCGCCCCCUCACUGCAGGUGGCAGCGGGUGCGCUGGGUCCCGGCGGCCACGGGCGCGGGCGGGCGCGCGGGGGAGCCCGGCCGAGGGAUGGGCUGCGCCCCCAGCAUCCAUGUCUCGCAGAGCGGCGUGAUCUACUGCCGGGACUCGGACGAGUCCAGCUCGCCCCGCCAGACCACCAGCGUGUCGCAGGGCCCGGCGGCACCCCUGCCUGGCCUCUUCGUCCAGACCGACGCCGCCGACGCCAUCCCCCCGAGCCGCGCGUCGGGACCCCCCAGCGCAGCCCGCGUCCGCAGGGCCCGCACCGAGCUGGGCAGCGGUAGCAGCGCGGGUUCCGCAGCCCCCGCCGCGACCACCAGCAGGGGCCGGAGGCGCCACUGCUGCAGCAGCGCCGAGGCCGAGACUCAGACCUGCUACACCAGCGUGAAGAUUGGUGCUUCUCAAACCUCUUCAAAUCUGAGCGUGGAGAAAGUGGAUGCCCACCUCCACCAGCAGGUGUCUUCUGCGGAGGUGCGCAUCGGGCCCAUGAGACUGACGCAGGACCCUAUUCAGGUUUUGCUGAUCUUUGCAAAGGAAGAUAGUCAGAGUGAUGGCUUCUGGUGGGCCUGUGACAGAGCUGGUUAUAGAUGCAAUAUUGCUCGGACUCCAGAGUCAGCCCUUGAAUGCUUUCUUGAUAAGCAUCAUGAAAUUAUCGUAAUUGAUCAUAGACAAACUCAGAACUUCGAUGCAGAAGCGGUGUGCAGGUCGAUCCGGGCCACAAAUCCCUCCGAGCACACGGUGAUCCUCGCAGUGGUUUCACGAGUAUCGGAUGACCAUGAAGAGGCGUCAGUCCUUCCUCUUCUCCACGCAGGCUUCAACAGGAGAUUUAUGGAGAAUAGCAGCAUAAUUGCUUGCUAUAAUGAACUGAUUCAAAUAGAACAUGGGGAAGUUCGCUCCCAGUUCAAAUUACGGGCCUGUAAUUCAGUGUUUACAGCAUUAGAUCACUGUCAUGAAGCCAUAGAAAUAACAAGCGAUGACCACGUGAUUCAGUAUGUCAACCCAGCCUUCGAAAGGAUGAUGGGCUACCACAAAGGUGAGCUCCUGGGAAAAGAACUCGCUGAUCUGCCCAAAAGCGAUAAGAACCGGGCAGACCUUCUCGACACCAUCAAUACAUGCAUCAAGAAGGGAAAGGAGUGGCAGGGCGUUUACUAUGCCAGACGGAAAUCCGGGGACAGCAUCCAACAGCACGUGAAGAUCACCCCAGUGAUUGGCCAAGGAGGGAAAAUUAGGCAUUUUGUCUCCCUCAAGAAACUGUGUUGUACCACUGACAAUAAUAAGCAGAUUCACAAGAUUCAUCGUGAUUCAGGAGACAAUUCUCAGACAGAGCCUCAUUCAUUCAGAUAUAAGAACAGGAGGAAAGAGUCCAUUGAUGUGAAAUCGAUAUCAUCUCGAGGCAGUGAUGCACCAAGCCUGCAGAAUCGUCGCUAUCCGUCCAUGGCGAGGAUCCACUCCAUGACCAUCGAGGCUCCCAUCACAAAGGUUAUAAAUAUAAUCAAUGCGGCUCAAGAAAACAGCCCAGUCACAGUAGCGGAAGCCUUGGACAGAGUUCUAGAGAUUUUACGGACCACAGAACUGUACUCCCCUCAGCUGGGUACCAAAGAUGAAGAUCCCCACACCAGUGAUCUUGUUGGAGGCCUGAUGACUGAUGGCUUGAGAAGGCUGUCAGGAAACGAGUAUGUGUUUACUAAGAAUGUGCACCAGAGUCACAGUCACCUUGCAAUGCCAAUAACCAUCAAUGAUGUUCCCCCUUGUAUCUCUCAAUUACUUGAUAAUGAGGAGAGCUGGGACUUCAACAUCUUUGAAUUGGAAGCCAUUACGCAUAAAAGGCCAUUGGUUUACCUGGGCUUAAAGGUCUUCUCUCGGUUUGGAGUAUGUGAAUUUUUAAACUGUUCUGAAACCACUCUUCGGGCCUGGUUCCAAGUGAUCGAAGCCAACUACCACUCUUCCAAUGCCUACCACAACUCCACCCAUGCUGCCGACGUCCUGCACGCCACCGCUUUCUUCCUUGGAAAGGAAAGAGUAAAGGGCAGCCUCGAUCAGCUGGAUGAGGUGGCAGCCCUCAUUGCUGCCACGGUCCAUGACGUGGAUCACCCAGGAAGGACCAACUCUUUCCUCUGCAAUGCAGGCAGCGAGCUUGCUGUGCUCUACAAUGACACUGCUGUUCUGGAGAGUCACCACACCGCCCUGGCCUUCCAGCUCACGGUCAAGGACACCAAAUGCAACAUUUUCAAGAAUAUUGACAGGAACCAUUAUCGAACGCUGCGCCAGGCUAUUAUUGACAUGGUUUUGGCAACAGAGAUGACAAAACACUUUGAACAUGUGAAUAAGUUUGUGAACAGCAUCAACAAGCCAAUGGCAGCUGAGAUUGAAGGCAGCGACUGUGAAUGCAACCCUGCUGGGAAGAACUUCCCUGAAAACCAAAUCCUGAUCAAACGCAUGAUGAUUAAGUGUGCUGACGUGGCCAACCCAUGCCGCCCCUUGGACCUGUGCAUUGAAUGGGCUGGGAGGAUCUCUGAGGAGUAUUUUGCACAGACUGAUGAAGAGAAGAGACAGGGGCUACCUGUGGUGAUGCCAGUGUUUGACCGGAAUACCUGUAGCAUCCCCAAGUCUCAGAUCUCUUUCAUUGACUACUUCAUAACAGACAUGUUUGAUGCUUGGGAUGCCUUUGCACAUCUGCCAGCCCUGAUGCAACAUUUGGCUGACAACUACAAACACUGGAAGACACUAGAUGACCUAAAGUGCAAAAGUUUGAGGCUUCCAUCUGACAGCUAAAGCCAAGCCACAGAAGAGGGCCUCUUGACCUACAAAGGACACUGUGAAUCACAGUAGCGUAAACAAGAGGCCUUCCUUUCUAAUGACAAUGACAGGUAUUGGUGAAGGAGCUAAUGUUUAAUAUUUGACCUUGAAUCAUUCAAGUCCCCAAAUUUCAUUCUUAGAAAGUUAUGUUCCAUGAAGAAAAAUAUAUGUUUUGAAUACUUAAUGACAGAACAAAUACUUGGCAAACUCCUUUGCUCUGCUAUCAUCCUAUGUACCCUUGUCAAUCCAUGGAGCUGAUUCACUGUAACUAGAAGGCCACAGGAAGCAAAGCCUUGGUGCCUGUGAGCUCAUCUCCCAGGAUGGUGACUAGGUAGCUUAGCUAGUGAUCAGCUCAUCCUUUACCAUAAAAGUCAUCAUUGCUGUUUAGCUUGACUGUUUUCCUCAAGAGCAUUGAUGUGAAGGAUUCAUAAGAAGCUUAUCUGAACAGAUUUAUCUAAGAAAAAAAAACGACAUAAGUGAAACAACUAGGACCAAAUUACAGAUAAACUAGUUAGCUUCAUAGCCUCUAUGGCUACAUGGUUUUUCUGGCCGAUGGUGUGACACCUAAGUUAGAACACAGCCUUGGCUGGUGGGUGCCCUCUCUAGACUGGUAUCAGCAGCCUGUGUAACCCCUUUCCUGUAAAAGAGGUUCAUCUUAACAGAAAGUCAUCCAUGAUGAGGGAAAAAGUGGCAUUUCAUUUUGGGGGAAUCCAUGAGCUUCCCUUAUUUCUGGCUCACAGAGGCAGCCACGAGGCACUACACCAAGUAUUAUAUAAAAGCCAUUAAAUUUGAAUGCCCUUGGACAAGCUUUUCUUAAAAAAAAAAAAAAAAGUUUAUAUACAUGUUUAAAAUUUUUAUUAAAAUCCAAAUUUUCUGGGUAUAAGCUCAUGCAGUAUGUUGUGCCAUGCACCAUCUAUACGUAAUAGUUCGGGAGGGGAUAGGGGAAGUUUCAAGGUUCAGAUAUUUUUAACCAAUCUAUAUUUGAAAUCAUGCCAUUAGCUUUAACAAUGUUAAAAUUGUGCGGUGUAAAUAUAUCAGAAAAUAGGCAUAUGGGGAAGCAGUAAAUACUAUUUUAAGCUAUUAAUUGUAUGCUAAAAGCUUCUAAAGCACAAGUGCAUAUUUUUAUACUGCUCUUUUCACAACUCUGUGAUCUACAUAAAGUCAGACUUGAGAUUUUCCUUUCUCUUUUACCAGCCGAUCCUUCCUAUGUAUUAUUAUAAAUAUUAGACUCCGUAAACAAACUUCAUUUUUCUUUCUCUGUAUUUCAUGCUGCAUUUUUAAAAGGUAUAAACAGAGACUGAAAUAAUUGAAUCAGUAAUUACUUUUUUCCAAUACAAAUUGGAAUGCAGAAUACUUGGAACUUGUACAUGGGGAAAAAAUGACUUAUCACUAGAUAAUGUGCCAAUGUUUUUUCUAUGUUUUGUACCAAAAAUGGAAAAAUAUGACAAUUCCAUGCAAAGAAAUGUAUCUAAAUUAUUUUUGUUAGAUGAUAAGAGAACUUGCUUGGUCAGGACAGCAGCCAGCUUUGUAUUGUAAUGCUAUAUUAUGUAAAUGUGAUGAAAAUGUUUUUGUGAAGUACUUGUAACUAAAUUCCUACAGCCAUUUUUCAUUCCCAACAGCUGUUUUUAUUUUACUUCUUUGGCCUAAACUUUUCAUAAUUUCAAA
Nomascus leucogenys (northern white-cheeked gibbon) is the source of this 4822-nucleotide messenger RNA. RefSeq names its product phosphodiesterase 8B (gene PDE8B). Gene Ontology annotation, molecular function: 3',5'-cyclic-AMP phosphodiesterase activity. The record is from RefSeq and is a predicted model, not a curated record. Gene Ontology annotation, biological process: signal transduction. Lineage: Eukaryota; Metazoa; Chordata; Mammalia; Primates; Hylobatidae.